UAAACCAAUUCGCGACUGGCGAUAGUGGAAACUCACAGGCUUUGGUGUUUUACAAUAGUAAUCACAAUUUAUUUAUUUAAUACUAUAAUUAAAUUAACUUGUUCUAAACAAUUUCUGGGUGUUGCUGUACGGUUCGUUAUUAAACCGUUCCGCGGGCACAUUCGCACGAUGGCAGAUCAGUCUGCAUUGGUUGACCAAUACUUCGAGUCGGCGCUGUCUUUGGUGAAAACUUCCGGAAACCUUAUAAAAGAUCAUAUUACUGGAUGCAAGGACUUCGAAUUGAAGUCGUGUGAUAUCGAUUUGGUGACAGAAAUAGAUAAAAAAGUAGAAGAAACUUUGAUUGGAGGGAUUUCAAAAUUAUAUCCCGACCAUAAAUUUAUCGGCGAGGAAUCGGUGUCUGGUGGCGCUAUGUGCGAGCUAACUGAUGCGCCCACAUGGGUGAUAGAUCCAGUCGACGGAACUAUGAAUUUUGUCCACGGUUUUCCACACAGCUGCAUCUCUUUGGGACUUCUCAUCAACAAGGAGGCAGUUGCUGGUAUUGUGUACAAUCCUAUCCUGGAGCAGUUGUUCACAGCAAAGAAAGGUCAAGGCGCGUUUUAUAAUGGCCGACAGAUACAUGUGUCUCAAAUUAAGGAGUUGAGUAAGGCUUUGAUCAUGACAGAGGCUGGUACAAGUCGAGACCCAGAAAGACAGAAAGUUCUUUUUGAAAACUUUAAAAUGAUAAUUACUAAGGCUCAUGGCAUUAGAACCUUGGGAUCUGCUGCCUUGAAUAUGUGCAUGGUGGCAUUGGGAGGGGCUGAUCUGAACUUUGAGUUUGGUAUUCAUGCUUGGGACAUCGCUGCGGGUGACAUUAUAGUCCGUGAAGCUGGUGGGGUCUGUAUUGAUCCCGCUGGUGGCCCGUUUGAUAUUUUAUCUCGUAGGGUCUUGUGUGCAAGCACUGAAGAGCUGGCACUAGAAAUGGCCAAAAAUUUGAGCCAAUUUUAUCCUGAGAGAGAUUAAACAUAUGGAUAUGAUGUGAGUCUCAUUAUUGAUGCUAUGUAAUGUAAGGUCAGUAAAUUUAAAGUACUUGAAGGACAUUGUAUGAAGGACCAUUAAAUAUUCUCUAGAAAACCAACUCAAAUACUUUUGCUGUAAUAUAGCAAUUAUGUAGCUUUUUCAUACAAUUAUGUAUUCAGUCAGUUAUACAUUUGUUUUUUGUGUAUAAAUUAUUUAGAGGUACAUAUUUAUAUAGCAAUCUACUUACUACGAAUUAUUAUUUUAUGGUUGAUGUGACUAGUCUGUUCUAGAAUUCACUGUACUUAAUAUUAGAAUUUAAAAUAUUUAUUUAGAUCACUAUUUAAUAGUGACUCUGAUAAUACAUGUAAUGAACAAAAAUCAUACCAAAUGAAUAAAACCGUAUAUAAUAUACAACAUAAUAGACACAAUGAUUUAAGACCAAAAAUCUUGAUAUUUUUAAGGCAUUUACUCAUGAAUGUAUUUUUCUGUAAGAUAUGAUUUUUACUUUAUUUUUCUUUCUUCUUAGGCUAGGUCAUUUAUAAUAUGAAUAUAAAAGUAAAAUAUAAAAACACUUACAAAACAAUAAAAAAUACAUAUAAACACAUUAUAAAAAACCUAACCUAGGGUGCCGCCAGCAGCGGGGCAAGGCCCAAGCUACCGGUGGUCAGGGCUGCAGAGAGAGGAACCGACGUACUAUCCGCGCCGUGUCCAAGAUCACCGCCUUCUGCAUCUGUCCCUUGAUCCAACCACCUAGCGAGAGUCUCUCGAGAUGUUGGUCGAGACUCUUCGCUAUUAAACUGUUCACUGAAACGACUAUCGGGACAAUGAUCGUCGAAUCAACAUCCCACAUCGCGGUUAUCUCGUGAGCCAAGUCUAGGUACUUACUGGACUUGUCCUUCUCGGCCUUCACGAGAUUCUCAUCAUGGGGGAUGGUGAUGUCAACGAGCACGGCCCGACGUUGCGAUCGAUCUAUUAAUUAUGAUUUUUAUUAUUAAACGGUAGGUUAAGGUUACCUACCUUAACAUUUUCGGUGCUGUGCACCCCAUUUCCAGUACAAAAUGAACACACAUACAUGUUCUUGGCAGUACAUGUGUUAAAUUAUCAGUUUUUGUACUAGAAUGGCUAUGAUAAUUAUUGUUACGGAUUUUAAUUUAUUAGAAUUUAUAAGCAUACAAAAAUGUAUAUUCUGUUGUGAUGUGGGUAAUAAAAUGACGUCAUGUUGUAUAAACUUUUAUU
Cydia fagiglandana is the source of this 2232-nucleotide messenger RNA. Its product is annotated as inositol monophosphatase 1. Gene Ontology annotation, biological process: inositol metabolic process; signal transduction; phosphatidylinositol phosphate biosynthetic process. Lineage: Eukaryota; Metazoa; Arthropoda; Insecta; Lepidoptera; Tortricidae. The coding region runs from base 169 to 999 and encodes 276 amino acids. Gene Ontology annotation, molecular function: inositol monophosphate 1-phosphatase activity. The record is from RefSeq and is a predicted model, not a curated record. The transcript has a single exon.